AUGCAUACCAAGCUUUUCGCCGCCUCGCUGUUGGGCCUCGGUGCUAUUGCGGCCCCGUUGGAAGGCAGCGUUGAGAAACGCAGCUGUCCUUCUAUCCACAUUUUCGGAGCCCGUGAGACCUCCGUCAGCCCCGGAUAUGGCUCUGCCGGGACUGUGGUCAACUCGAUCUUGAGCGCGUAUCCCGGAUCGACUGCCGAGGCAAUCAACUAUCCUGCCUGUGGUGGACAAGCCUCAUGUGGAUACCUGAGCUACUCCAACUCAGUCCAGCAGGGCAUCAACGCGGUCACGACGGCCGUGAACCGCUUCAAUUCCGAGUGCCCCAACUCGAAAAUUGUGUUGGUCGGAUACUCUCAGGGAAGCGAGAUUUUCGAUGUGAACCUCUGCGGUGGUGGUGACCCGAACCAGGGCUUCAACAACAAAGCUGUGCUCCUGUCCUCGUCUGCAGUCAACAUGGUCAAGGCUGCUAUCUUCAUGGGUGACCCCCUGUUCAAGGCCGGCUUGCCUUAUGAGGUUGGCAGCUGCGCAGCUGGUGGGUUUGAUGCCCGCCCUUCUGGCUUCUAUUGCCCCUCGGCCAGCAAGAUCCAGUCUUACUGUGACGCUUCUGACCCUUACUGCUGCAAUGGCAACAACGCUGCCACUCACCAGGGUUACGGUCGGGAGUACGGCUCCCAGGCGUUGGCCUUUGUCAAGUCCAAGCUUGGUUAA
This is a messenger RNA of Penicillium oxalicum, 705 nucleotides long. RefSeq names its product putative acetyl xylan esterase (Axe1). The transcript is spliced from 3 exons. NCBI's taxonomy places the organism in Eukaryota, Fungi, Ascomycota, Eurotiomycetes, Eurotiales, Aspergillaceae. Bases 1 to 705 code for a protein of 234 amino acids. Gene Ontology annotation, molecular function: hydrolase activity. The record is from RefSeq and is a predicted model, not a curated record.